AUGCCCCCGUCCAAAGACUCGGCAACACCGCUGGACGCGGCAAUUUUGUGCCACAUUCGCACUCCAUAUUUAAGUGGUAGCGGUCUCGUUGGAACCGUACAAACGCGGCUGAGCGCAACACUCGCAGAUGUGCGACGGCUCCUCGAAAGUCUUGCGAGUCUCGCGCGCCAGGGUAAUGAUCGCAACGUCGGUAAUGCCAUCGGGUCAAGUGAAGCCCCAGUCAACGUUUCAAAGGAGGAAAUGCGUAAGAUUAUGUCGCAUGCAUUACAUCCAUUUGACUUGAGUGCAGAUUUCUCAUUUGUGAGGGGCGGGUGCGGCGCCAUGGUUCCACGGGAGCGUGAGAAAAGCACGCGGCUAGUGGAUUUAUUCCCACUAUUACCACAGCUUUUUAGUGUAAAUAAGAAGAAUUAUCAUAUCGGUUGGGCGAUGGAGCCGCCCGCACCUCUAGUGAGAAUUUUAGCGAGGUUGGAGGAUAUGGAAGUUUGCCGCAACGCCGUUGCCGUGCUGUUUGUGUCCAUGCAAACACCGGACGAGAUGUUGAAGGACCGACUGACGCUAUACCAAAGCGCAGCCAAUGUUGGGUUCUCUAGUAAAUCCGCUCAGUUAAAUAGUUUCAAGAAGUCUCUGAAUCUUUGGAAUUGCAACGUACGCGAUUGUUUUGGGCGUACCGUUCUCCAUGAGUCCGUCUACCACGGGAAUAAGGAAGUAGUGGCACAUUUGUUAUCGCUACCAUUCAUACACACCAACGAGCAAGAUGCACAGGGUCUGACGCCGCUGCACAUUGCAGUGAGGAAAGGUGAUGAGCGUAUUGUGUCACAGCUGUUGAUGCGUGGUGUAGAUGUACUCCUACAAGAUGCAAGCGGGGAUACGGCACUCCACACCGCCCUAAGACUUCGGGAUAGUAGGCUGGUAGAGUUGCUCUGUCAGUGCUUGCGUGAGGCGGGCAUUGGUGCAGAGAAGCUGAGUCAAUAUCGAAAUAAACGUGGCCUUUCACCUAGCGAUGUCUUUAAACUCCGCUGGCCUACAUUUUUUCAGUUGUGUGCGGUGGGCGACGUGCAGGCAAUUCACACCUUGUAUAAUCACUACCUAUUCAAGUGCGAUUUGGCACAUGCUCCUGACAACCUGUUACAUCAAUCAGUAGUGCACGUGGCUGCCGCAGCCGGUCACGCUGAUGUGGUAAGGUAUUUGCUUGACGAGGUAGGGUUCGGACGAGCCAGGGCUGAAUGCUUUAUUAAUAGCCGCCUGCAAACCCCACUGCAUGUGGCAGCGGAGCGAGGUGAAUUUGCAACCGUGAAGUUCCUUUACGAGCGAUAUCCCAAAUGGCUUGCUGCAAGAGAUAUUACUGGGGCGACGCCGUUAGUGGCAGUUCUCCGCAAUCGAAGACGGUGGGGGACUGCGAUAGCAGAGUAUUUCAUUACCGUUGCAUCGAGUGAAACCAUUGCACCCAACACGUGCGAUAAUGGUGGCAAUGGUGCUCUUCAUUUGCUGUGUGAGUUGGGUUUGUUUCACUUAGCAAGGUUGCUCGUUGAAAGUCAUGGAGCGGACGUCAAUCUAGCUCACACAGGAACAGUGAACACUCAUCACUUUCUGAGAGUGACGCGGCGGUCGAAGUCUCUAAUGGAGCAAAUGAAAUGGAAAUUGAAACAUCAAAAGACGGGGAAACAGGCGAAGAUGACGCCUAUCUUAUGUGCCAUUCGCGGAGGCCGUUGCGGUAUAGAUAUCAUAGAAAUGUUGCUUUCACACGGUGCGGCAACCCGUGAGGAUGAAAUUGUUGAACUUCUGUUCUACUUGGUGUCAAACGAACACUACGAGGUAGCCGAGCGCGUCCUGGCAAGAGAAAAUGUGAAGCCUCCUGGGCAUAACGAGCUGCUAUGCCGAUUCUGCCGGGAAAAACAUGUUGUUGGCAUCAGCUGGUGCUCUAAACAGGGCUUCCGUCAACUGAACGUCAUGCAGGAAAGCCAUCACCCAUUAGCUGUCAGUUCCGCUUUAGGAGAUGCCGCUGCCGUAGCUAUUCUUCUCGAGCACGGGGCAAACGCGAACAUCGGUAAGAGCGUGUUGCACACACCCUUGGCACUUGCCAUUAACGGGGGACACGACGAUGUUGUUAGGUGUCUUGUACGGGCAGGGGCCUGUCUUCUAUCGGCAGAUGGCUCAUGGAGUGCACUGCGCGCUGCUGUGAAGCGAGGGGAGGAGUUCAUAAUGGCUGGAUUGUUGGCCGAGCCGUCCCUCCCUCCAUCGGAAGUAGUGCAUGCGAUGGUGUUCGCGUUGCAGGAUGCACGUGGAAGAGGCGUUGAGAUCCGCGAGCGCCUCUGUGUACGUCUUGCUCGCGCACUGAACUUAGCUGAAUGCGGCGGAGUGCACCCAACGGAGUUAUUACACCUUGCAGCGAGCCGAUCCUGCUUCGCAGUGGUACGGGUGCUGGUGGACAAGCUGCUGGCUCUUCCACGAGAGGAGUUGGAGAAUAUUCUGAAAGAUGCUCCAGCGGCACCUUCACUCGCUUAUGCGCUCAUCGAGCCGAAGGCAGUUCCUUUGCCAAAGGGUGUGCCUAGUCGACUGUACGCACUUCACCCCUCACCAGCUCCCUUCAAGCGAUUAAUAACGUUGCGCACUUGGCAAGAAGGGUUGCACCACCGCCUGCAUCUGCGGGAUGCGUUUAGCUACUGUGCCAGUGCCCGAGAGGAGUCAUUGCUCGAAACUCUGCUAUUUGACGUCGGGCUGAAGCCCUGGGAAGGGCCUGAUUUCCGGGGUUGGAAUGCCGCUGACUAUGCCGUUGCAAGUGGACUAUACAAUUCUGUGCGUAUUUUACUCGUCUCAGGGUUGGCCCCCCUCCGACACCACCACGUGCGUAGCGGUACGUGGCUGGGAAUUCUUUGUCGCUCCAUGGUCACCCCCGCUGCACGACCUAGUGAAACUAAUUUGCUGUACUUUACUUUGAAGCGUCUGGUGUGCGCGGGAGAGACCUUGCUGAUUCGCCACAUCCUCUGGGAUGUCUGCCGGCGAUGCGAUGUCUCGGAUAUGAGGGACGCGAGUGUGUGGCUGACGGAUGUUCUUUUGUGCUGCGCUCGCAGCCGAAGUCUGGAGAUUUUGCACAUACUUACAAGGGAAUUUCGCGUCACGUGGGGCAGGAAGUUCUUUCCUACAGCGGAACCACUGUUGAUGGCAGUAUUAAAUAGUGACGCGGAGAUGGCAUUGUUUCUAAUGACACACGGCGCUGUCCCCACGGCAUUUGGCCCCAUUCCCAAAAUGCACGACAACGUUAAAGCUAGUUUCCUGCGGGAGGAGAGACGUGCUGUUUCCCCCUUAUGGCUAGCUGCCCGCCUUGGGGAGACCGCCAUCCUGCAGCAGUUGCUACAGUCAACGGAUCUUCUGUGCCAUGAAGCAACGCUGGACAAUUCCACCCAGUGUGGUGACAUACUCCAGGCACUUAUCGAUGGAGCGACGCGGCGGGUCACGAAGGAGCGCGACGCGGGCAUGGCUCGAACUAUCUUUAUGCUGAAGCGUGCUGGAUAUUUGGCCCUAACUCCCGACGUUGUGAGGUGCGCCGCCAGAAAGGGGUUGGUACAAGUGGUGAAUGCCCUCGUGGAUUGUUACGGCCCCGAUCCGUUUGUGGAAGACCUCAAGUGUGGAGGCUUGUGUGCCAUACAUUUUAUGGUCGCCAACCCGGAGCUUUGUGGAACGCUGCGUUCGUUGCUUGUUGCGGGACGCAGCACAGCAACUGAAACUGUGGGGGGAAGUGUGUCCCUCGCCUCCGCUAUGCUUGCGACACCAUUCAGGGUUAACCCUGUCGAUUACGCUCUGAGACAUGGUUGCGCAGAGGGGGCUCUGCUUCUUCUUUGUUUAGGGCUUUACGGCAGCGGAACUGUGUUUGCAAAGCGAGCCCGCACGUUGUCAGUGGUCAUACGCCUCGCAGUGCAAAGGAGGUGCACAACGGGGUGGAGCGGCUACACAGCUUUGCACGCAGCGAUUGAGAUGCAGUGCCACAGUCUGGCGAAGACUAUGGCUUGCGAAAUGGCAGCGAUUCAUGGUCCCAACAGUGGCCCCUAUGCAGAGAUGACUAUCAAAAAUGAUGACGCACCAUCUCUUCACGCAUUCAUGGCGUUCCACUUGCGUGAAGCACACUUUGGAACGCUUCUUUCGUCCGGCGUGCCUCCAGUAGUGGAUAUCUCAUCUCCCUGCGAUAUCCCGUACAUUGUAUGGAGCCCGCAUGCGUCUGAGGGGCGCUUCAGGGAAGCCGUGCGGGAAUCUGCCACGAGAGAGGGGCUGGAGCAGCCGCUAGAUUUAAUGAAAGAGAGUCUCCGCGUUGAGGUGCGCCAGCACAUGUUGUCCUACAACGAGAACAUCUUUUUUCGGAGCCGAUCGUUCGCAGUGACGGCACUGACACCGAUGGCGUGCGCUGUUGCCGCGGGAAAGUUGUCGUGGGUGCAGUUAUUUUCCAGUUGCGGAGUUUCCUUGACGAACGACAGUUCCAUUAUUGCCGCAAAGUAUUCUGCAGUUUCGACGCAGGGACGAAUUAAGGCUCCGCCGGUGUACAAACUCGUCGAUAUGAGAGACUCUAGGAAACGGAAGGCACCGAAAUCGGUGAGAAGGAAGCACGUUUGCUCCAAGGACACUGGCGCGUGGCUGCUUACUGCCUACGUCCACAAUCGUUGCCACAUCUCCCCCAUCAUGCUUAGCAUGGCAAUUGUCGUUGAGUGUGUUCGGUCGGGUGCCGUGGAACAGAGACUGCUUCAGCAGCUACAAAUAAUUCGCUAUCUUCUUGGAUCCGAUGAAUGUCCACUACGAGAGGAGGUGAAUCUGUUGGCCAUCGUAGCUGCAGAACUGCAACUGUGGGGGUUGCUUGAGGACACUGUGGUUACAUUGGAGCGGUGCCGUGCCGUAUUUGACCCCAUUAGCGAAGGGGAUAUACCGCCCUUUAUGCACAAUGUCGUUGGGAGUGCCCACCACGUAAUGCAUAAGGUGGCAAGAGUUGCACCACGGGAAAUAAUUUUACUGGUUGCAAGAAACUCAUCUUUCGUUCACGUCGAAGAGUUGUGCGACGCGAAGGGAAGGACGGCGCUUUACCACGCCCUGUAUCACCCGACUCCGGCUGCUGUUGACACAUUGCUGUCUCUUAAUGUUUCGGUGAGUAAGCGCUGCUGCUCUGGGACGGGGCGUACUCCAUUAAUGGUUGCAAGUAAACUUGGGAAGCUCGGUCAUGCGGAGAGGCUAAUGCGAAAAGAGGUGUUGGACCUUGAGGACAACUACGGCAACACAGCCCUCCUGCUAGCUGCGGAAGGGGGUCACAAACAAGUAGUGGAGUAUCUUCUCGCGCAGGGAAGCUCGCCAUCAACCAAAAAUGCUAAAGGGAUGACGGCGGUGAUGGUGGCGGCGCUCGCGGGUCAUGAUAGCCUCGCUGUUCCGAUGGUUGAGAGAUUCUCCGGCAUAUCGGACUUGUUUACUCCGCACACCACCAUACUGCACUGCGCCGCUGUGGGAGGCGCCUGGGGUGUUGCAACCACAGUUGUGAGUUGUCUGGCGCAGGCAGACCCCUUAGCAGUGGACCACUUUGGAUACACAGCCCUAUUUCUCGCCCAUGCAUUUGGAAAUGCGCGUGUCCUGCGCACGCUGCUUGGCGCUGUUCUCCACAAGGGUAUUACCGUUCCCUCUUCUUUCGUCCGGGAGCGUCAGAUAAUCUCACGCUCAUCGGAACUUGUGCCGCGAGGGUGGCUUAAGGGAACCUUGUAUUUGGCUGAAGCGGUGCUAGGCAACGGGCGGAAGGGCUCAUCAUCAUCAUUAUCAUCAUCACACUAUGGUCCCAUGCGCUCCAGUGAGACAUUGUACGGUCAUCGCACGUCCAUCCGUCGUAAUGAUGUCCCUUUGCUUCUUUGGUGUGUACGGAACAACAACACACUCGGUGUCCGUGUCUUGGGGGAGAUCAAUGUUGGUGAUAAUUGCUACGCUCUUCAUGAGGCCGCCAGAAGUGGAAAUGUGGAAAUGGUAAAACUGCUGCUGAAAUUGGAGGUGAGCAGCCCUGAUGUGUUAAAUGAGUCGGGUAUGCUUCCAUUUGAGGUUGCCGCAGUGCAUAAACAUGUGGAAUGUGCCUCUCUCAUAUUAUUGCACACCAAGCUGGAUCCUGUGCGGUUACGAGUGCACAUCGAUCACGGUGAUGAUCCGGACACCACAGCUAAUAGUACAGACAGUAACACCCAUAACCCCAUGCAACUUCUUGCAUCUUCUGAGAAUGCUGAGGUUUUUGCUGAUGUGGUUGAUUCAGUGCAACGCAUGAGCGGUGACACGUGGCCUUCAGUGGCGCAGCAGCUGUUUGAUACCCUUUCCACUCCAGGUCCUGAUGGCAUGACGGCGUUAGAGUUGCAGUUGGCUUUGGGAAGAGCUGCGGGGGCAUUACGGUUGGUGAAAAUACUUCAGCGCCUGUCCCUAGAUGUAGCAGGGAACUGUGCCUUUGCCGUGUCGAGCAGCAUACUUCAUCACCUUACAAAUGUGUCCCCUGCAGUGCGUGUGCUUCUCCAUGAUAUGUUUGGCCUCACGGAUGUAGCCAAAGGCUACGGAAUGAGGCGUCGCCGCUUCGGACGGCUGUCGUUCGCCGAUGUUAGACUGAUCGGCAUCAGUGCGCUGCAGAGUGACGCUUAUUGCGCGGCAGCAACCUCAUCCAUCUUCACUUUUGGGAACGAGGUCGGUGCAACAUCUUCACUAUUAGAGCGACUUCCCUUUGAGGUUCGUUUUGUGCCCCGUCCGUUCGAACGACGGUCUGCAGCCGAGCGAGCAAAGCUCAUCCGAUGGCUUGGAUCCUCCCUUAUACUGUCGAGCUACAAACAAUUAAGGACAUGCGCCCAGUUUGACGCGGUGGAGGUGGAGAUCGUGUCCCACCCAGCAGAAGAGUUCGCCGAACUUGUGGGUGAUCAUUUACACCAUUCAAUUUACGUCGACGGCGACUGUCAGCUUGUGGUCCCGGAUUUGAAUAUCAUCCUUGGGUUUGCUACCCGACGCGAGAAACAGCGGUUGCUGGACGAGGUAGAGCACCUCUGCGGUGUACUUACUGAUACUAUGCAGUCACUUCCCCAUCCUGCGCUUAGUAAAGGUGAGGUCAAGGUGGACUGGCGCAACUGCAACAUUGACGACGUGGAACAGGAGGCUAUCGAGUGCCUCAUUGAAAAUGGGCUAAAGAAGCUGCGGGUGUUCUUGGAGGGAAAUCUUAGGGACUGUCUUUGUGGUGUGAAUAUGACAGAUAUAUUAUCUGUGAAGUGUACUGCAGAACCCGUUACUGAGAAGGUACACAUUACCUUUCAGUACACACGAGAAGCACUGAAAAAGUUUAAGCCAUCCGCUACCGAGUUGGGAAGUACCGUUGAUGGACUGUUGUGCGUUGUGCGAUUUAGUGACGCGGGCAUGGGUGGUUUGGAUUUUGUUAUGCGCUCGGUCCUGUAUCCGGCUACCUUGUCCGACGUGAACUUGGUUGGCGUCAGCCGCAUCCGUGAUGCAUGGGUUGCUGAUGUGUCUCGCCGUGUAGGUCAGCGAAUGGGUGGAGAGACAAUAGCAUUUAAACUCCAGCUCGAAGGAAGUGAAUUGCAUGAGCUUCCACUGCACCUUCUCAAGCGUAUGAUGGCUGAUGUGACUGAUGCCAUAGCUAUGCUGAUGUCGCGGCCCAGUGCAAAAAAGCACCGAUUUCUUGUUUCCCAUAUCGUAGGUGAGUCUUUGGCUUCUUCCCUGCGCGCUGUGUUUGUUCUCUUCUCCACGAGCCGGCAACCAACCGCGAGGCGGGCACAGGGUAAUCUACUUAUUUGCUUCAAUGCCACAAUGACGCCUACCAUGUCAGAUAUCUACCAGUGUCUCCGCCGAAGUGCGUUAAAGGAUGAGGCCGAGCGCUUAAAGGGGAUGCUCAUGUCUAUUGUCUCAACCAUGGGUUUGCAACUCAGCGUUGCUCUUCCUGCAGUUCCACUUCUCAUGGAUGUGUUGGGUUCCUUAAGACAUCAAGAUACGGAGAAUGUUGUGUCGUUUCUUUCAGUUCUCUGUCACAACGACGGCUCACUCGUGUUAAAGCCCCUCAUCGAGGGUGUUUCCAUUGGCUGGAAAACGGAGCUUGGGCGGGUUGUCCGGCGACACGUAAGGCAAAUAAGCGUUGCAUUGGAGGUGAACGGGGGGGCGUCCUGUGAAUUGAAGGAAAACGGAACCUUUGUCUACAAGUGCCCGCUCAACUGUGCACAUGCGGGGUCAUACGCUGCGCAUUCAAAGGGAUUAUUAUCCGCACAACAGAUUGCAUCGUUGCUGCUUAUUCAAAUUGACGCGAUGGACCCCACAAUGCGCAGCCUCAUCAGCACAACAAAAGCCAUGGCCUGCUGGUCCCGAGCUUGUGGCACCUGCACGCGCCUGUUAGAUGCGGGGUCUCAACGCUGUUCAAUUGUAAUUAAGAGGCGUAAUAUACUUGACCAACCAGUUGGGCAAAGUGCAAGUGAUGCCUUCAGCUUCCGCGGCGGGUGGAGCGGGGUCAAGGUUAAGGGUAGUACAGGUGUGGUGCGAUUCACAGCCCCAACCAAAGCUGGCUAUUACCUCCAGCAUAUUUUGCUCAAUGAUCAGCCACUGUUUAACUCUCCACUUCGCAUCAGGGUUCGACCGCUGGGCCCGCAUCUGCCAAACACAAAAAUCCUUUCCACCUUCAACGCUGUCGUGGUGAAACGUCCGUUUCAUAUUCAACUGUUGUUGCAUGACCGGUACCUUAACCGCGUGGCUCACAUUUGUCCGCUUCGAAUUGAAGCGGUAGACGGCGGCGCGGUGCAUGUUGCCGGUUGGAAGCGGCUUCAUGUAGACACGGUAGAGGUGGAAGUAGUUGUAAAGGAAAUUUGUGAACAGUGUUCACUGCGGUUUCGGUUAUUGGCCCCGGGAGGUGCCGGAAACUUCGUAGUGGACUAUACGGUUGCGUCUGUUACCCCUGACACGUACCGCCAACAGUUUGGACCGGUGAAAAGCCGACUCAUGGCAAAAGGGCUGCAAGGGAAAACGGGAAGACCGCAGCGGCCGCCACCACCGCCCGUUGGAAUAAUGAGCAAAAGGCAAAAAAAUGAGUCACGGACCCCACGAUAUAUCUUCCCCCCGCUUAGGGCGGUUGCAAAAGGGGAGAAAAAUACAAAAAGAAAAAGCAAGCCGCCAAGCACGUAA
This is a messenger RNA of Trypanosoma brucei brucei TREU927, 9147 nucleotides long. RefSeq lists its product as uncharacterized. Lineage: Eukaryota; Euglenozoa; Kinetoplastea; Trypanosomatida; Trypanosomatidae. The record is from RefSeq and is a predicted model, not a curated record. The transcript has a single exon. Gene Ontology annotation, molecular function: protein binding. Bases 1 to 9147 code for a protein of 3048 amino acids.